This is a messenger RNA of Myxozyma melibiosi, 1492 nucleotides long. RefSeq lists its product as uncharacterized. The record is from RefSeq and is a predicted model, not a curated record. The transcript has a single exon. Bases 166 to 1368 code for a protein of 400 amino acids. Lineage: Eukaryota; Fungi; Ascomycota; Lipomycetes; Lipomycetales; Lipomycetaceae.
CGUGAUUAUAUUUAAUUUCUAAUUCCUUACGUCAGCACCAAGAACCCCAGAUAACAAGAACUUGGCGACGAGCGUCGAUAACAGAAGGCCUGUUCUUCUCUUCUGCAUGACGAUAACUAUCAUCCAACCAGAGCCACUCGAGAGAUAAUUAGAAUCUGCAUCAUCAUGGCUCCUCCUGGAAUGUACAUUGUCUACGGAAUAGGCAUCUUCCUCGCCUUCCUGUCCAAAGAAUUCUUUCCUCACCCCGCGACCUGGCUGCCCGUUGCCCUGCCCCCGCAGGACCGCUACACUUCGUCUUCAUUGGCCGUCAACAACGACAAUUGCAAGCUCAUCUACGGCGCCGAAGGAUGCGAAGACGUCGCGGUUGACAAACUCACCGGCGAAGUCUACAUGGGCUGCGGCUCCGUCGAGGGACGGAUGUCGUUCUUCCCCCCGCAAAACCACCACAAGGUCCGCCCAAAGUUCAAGCAGAUGCCAAUGCAGGACUCGGUCGUCUUGUUUGACCCGCAAACAGAGCAAUUGAAGACUCUCGAGCUCCGUGGAUACCAUGAUCGCGAAGACUUCAUCCUGCACGGUAUGAACGUUUUUUACCCCCCCGACAAGCCCGACACUCGCAUCAUCUUCUUUGUCAACCAUCAGCGCGGGUCAUCAAUCAUCUCCGUCUUCAAAUACACAACCGGAACCGACUACCUCGAAUUCCUCCACGACAUCCGCUCUCCCUACAUCGUCACUCCGAACGCCGUCGUCGCCGUCUCCGAAACCUCAUUUUAUAUCACAAACGACCACAAGUACCGCAAAGGCACCUGGCGCGCAAUCGAAGACACCAUGGGCCCCUUCCUGUGGGCCAACAUCGUCUUCUGCGAAUUCAGCUACUCGACAAACCACCCGAAAUGCUCCAUCAAAAACAAAAACUACUUUUCCUACGCGAACGGCAUCCUCCUCGUCGACGGCGGCAAGAAGCUCGUCGUCACAGACACCCGUCUCGCAAAACUCUCCGUUUUCUCCGUCGACCCGCUCACGCACAACCUUGACCUCGAACUCGCGGUCUCCGUGCACGCCUCGAUGGAUAACAUCUCCGAACUCCCCUCCGGCGACAUCCUCGUCGCAGCCUUCCCCAACGGCGCCUCGAUCUGGCCGAAAAUCGAGGCUCCAUUCAACGAAGACGUGGUUUCGGAGAGCAUGGCUCUGCUCUUCAAGAAGAACGAAUCCUUUGCUAUCCCCCACGUCGUCUUUUGGGACGAUGGGCACCAGAUGAGUGUCAUGACCUCGGCUUCUUAUGAUGUCAAGAGUGGUAAGCUGAUUGGCGGUGGCGUCUGCGCGCCCGGUGUCUUUGUUUGCAACCUCGACAAGAGCGUUUUCGGUCUGUAAUCGCUUUUAUCGCUGUAUGGAUUGCAUGUCUAUUUUUUGAUUUUUCGCUAGCACCGCACCGCUUGGUACAUAUUCAUACUUACACUAGAUUCAAAUGUAAAUAAAUAAACCCGCUAUACACACA